Lathyrus oleraceus (garden pea) is the source of this 507-nucleotide messenger RNA. RefSeq lists its product as uncharacterized. Gene Ontology annotation, molecular function: DNA-binding transcription factor activity, RNA polymerase II-specific. The record is from RefSeq and is a predicted model, not a curated record. Gene Ontology annotation, biological process: cellular response to iron ion starvation; positive regulation of transcription by RNA polymerase II. The coding region runs from base 1 to 507 and encodes 168 amino acids. The transcript has a single exon. Lineage: Eukaryota; Viridiplantae; Streptophyta; Magnoliopsida; Fabales; Fabaceae.
AUGGUGCACCCCGAUGUUUUCCCCCAACAAGUUGUUUCUCAGAAUGUCCAAGGUGUUGUUGUGAAGCGGAUAGAUGUUGACAACCAAUUUAAAAGCGAGCAAAAGUUUGAAUCUCGUGAUCAAAUGCUUCAAUGGAUUCGUAUGGAGGCUUCCAAACUUGAAUUUAGUGUGGUUAUCGGAAGGUCCGAUAAUGGUUCGGAUAGAAGAUGCGCUUUUGUGACAAUGACGUGCGAAAGAAGCGGGAAAUAUAGAACUCCUCUUUGGAAUUUUAAAAGAGACGACACCGAUUCAAGAAAAUGUAAGUGUCCCUUUAAGGUGUGUGGUUACAUGUUGGAAAAUAAAAACUGGAGAUUUAAUGUCAUAUGUGAUUUGCAUAACCAUGAUUUGUGUGAAAAAAUAGUCGGUCAUCCUAGUGUGUGUCGGCUCAUGCCGGAAGAGAAUGAAUGUGUUGUUGACAUGACAUUGAAUUUGGUUCAACCGAAAAAUAUACUUGCAACAUUGAAAUGA